AGACAGUUCCUUCCUGGAGUCAUAUUAAAGACACUGCAGAGCUACAAGCAGUCGCAGCAUGAAGACCUUCAUCUGGAUCAGUGCUGUUGUUAUCUGCAGCAUCAGCUGCAUCUCUGUCUCAGAGGCUCAGUCUCAGACUGUGAAGGUCCAGUCUGGUCAAAGUGUCACACUGUGGUCCCCCACACGGCCUGGUGAUGCUGUGAUAAUCUGGUCCAGACUGAUUAAUGCAAACAAAGCCAGCUGCAUCUGUUCUAUGACCGCAUCUAAUGAAGCUCAUUUCUGUGAUGGAUUUAAUAAGAGAAAGUAUGAAAUGGGAGUCAGCACCAACAAUACUGUGUUUCUCACAAUCAAAACUGUUGAGUUAUCCGACUCUGGACUGUAUUUCUGUCAAUAUUUAAAAAAAAAAAAAAUCACUUACUAUGUGAUACAGUUAAAUGCUGAAGGCAGUGAAAAAACUCAAGACGAUUUGACCACACAGUCUCAACCGACGUAUGAAACAACAUGUGUGAUGAGCCUGAUCCUCAGUGGUUUGACUGUUUUCCUUCUCAUGAUCGUUACUGGUCUGGUUGUUUCACUCAGGAAACUUCAAACAGCUGAGAAUGAGGAACAGAAAACACGUCAGCGAGAGAAUCUAGCCUCUGAUGACCUAAACUACGCAGCAGUGAGUUUCUGUCCAAAAAAAAGACGAAGAGAAGUGGAGUCGAACGCUGUGUAUUCUGCUACUAGAUAGAGUGAAGAAGCAACAAACAGUUUAGAGCAAAGUGAGGACUGAUUUAUAACAAGCUGAAAAUAUAGUCUGACUGACGCUUAUGAGAAUUUAUGGUUAAUUUGUCAUGAAGAAACCUAGUAAUCAUAGUAAAUAAAUAUAGAAAGUGUUUACAACAUUAUUACAUGUGCUAGAGUAGGAAUACAACUAUUUACCAGCAAACAUCCAGUUUUACGUUUGUUGAUCUGUUUCUAAAAUAAAUACUAACAUUUUUCUU
This is a messenger RNA of Betta splendens (Siamese fighting fish), 983 nucleotides long. RefSeq lists its product as uncharacterized. The record is from RefSeq and is a predicted model, not a curated record. The transcript is spliced from 6 exons. The coding region runs from base 59 to 730 and encodes 223 amino acids. NCBI's taxonomy places the organism in Eukaryota, Metazoa, Chordata, Actinopteri, Anabantiformes, Osphronemidae.